Megachile rotundata (alfalfa leafcutting bee) is the source of this 2158-nucleotide messenger RNA. RefSeq lists its product as uncharacterized. The record is from RefSeq and is a predicted model, not a curated record. Lineage: Eukaryota; Metazoa; Arthropoda; Insecta; Hymenoptera; Megachilidae. Gene Ontology annotation, cellular component: HAUS complex; mitotic spindle microtubule. Gene Ontology annotation, molecular function: microtubule binding. Gene Ontology annotation, biological process: spindle assembly.
UCCAUAUUAUUGUUAUAAAAUGAUCGUGAUACCCACUGGUUGAAAUAUUUCUUUCACUCUGUUGAUAAAAUAAUUAGUCACAAAUACUUAAUUUCACAUACAGUGUUACUAACCUUGUAUUAAUGUGAUGGCCGUAAGCGCUUCUUUUCAUCGUAAUGUAUUGUUAUUGUCUCAAAUAAUUCAGCCUAGUGAUGAAUUCAGGAAACAUUUUCGUGAGGGAAUGUUUGACAAACCAAAUACAAUCGGUUUCUUACAUAUUUCUCAUUAUUUAUUGACAAUAUAUGAUUCGGAGCGUUUUAAAAAAUUAAUAGAAUGGCCAGUAAUUUGUAAAAAGACUGAAGUUAAAUAUCGUAACAAUGUUAAAGAUUAUUUAACAACUAUAUCCUUGGAAAAUCCGGACAUUGGUUUUCCAAACAUACUUAUGUCUCACUUAAUUCAUGCUGGUGGCAAUAAAUUUACAACUAUCAUGUGGAAAUUAUCCGAAGUAGUAGUGCGAAAAUAUAUUACCAGAGAAACUGAUUACAAUAUUAUGUUCGCACCACAAGUUGGACCUAAAGGACAUUUAGCAAAGAAAUUUGUUCAAGAAACUAAUGUAAAAGUUAAUUUAAAUAUUUCUAGUAAUCAUAAAAAUUUAUCAGAGAUGGAAAAUGCAACUAAAGUUGUUUUAGAGAAAGAGAAAGAAAUACUAACUAAUAUUGUAAGAGAAAUUUUUGAAAAAGAACAGUCAAUUGAAAUUCUUUCAGAGGAAGCACCUGUGCAUCCUUCAAUUAAAAAAUGUUUAAGAGAUAUAAAUGAUGAAGAAGUGAUAAAAAUGUGGAGAAAAAAUGUCACUGAUGGAUUAAAUCGUAUACAAAAAAAAAAUUCAAUUUUAAAAGGUAUAGAACAGCUUGUUUCUAAAGUAAAUAAUAUAAUAUCAAGUAAUAGUAAUGAUAUUGGGGUAUUAGAUGGUAAACAAGUACAAAAGAUAAGUUGUUCAGAAAUUUCAGAAUUAUGUUCUGUGGACAAACAGUGCCUUCUGUUUCAAUCAUACAAAGAUAAUAAGUUAGUAUUAAAUAACUUUCUGAUAUUAUUUAAUUAUUUACUAAUUCAAUUACAUCAACGACUGAAAAUAAAUACAAAGGAUAUUUCAAAGUGUUUAUUACAAGUAGAAGCUAGUUGUAAAGAUAUAAAAGCAGCAUCAAAUAUUAUUCAAUCAUAUCUAUCAGAUAUUAUAAAACUGUUAUCAGAAUCUCAAGAUAUUUUAUGUCAGAAGAAUGUACAAAAUGUAGUUUAUGAUGAUACUGUAUCACCUAUAAUGAACAAUGUGGUUUUAAUGUUAUCUCCUCGUAUAAAAAUUGAUACAAACUAUAAUAAUGAAGAAAGUGAUCUACAGAAACUAUUACAACUUACUCCUGUGGAAGGUAUUAAAUAUGCACAUAAAUCACUAUUUUCACGGUAUAAACGUUUGAAACAAAAUCAUACAUCACAUGGAUCAAAGUUAAGGGAAAAUUUGUUAGUAUCACGAAUUAAUUUUAACGAUACAAUUUUAACUCCAAAUAGUGAAAACUCAUCUUUACACGCACAUACAAUAUUUAGGAGAAAUUUACCGACAUUUAAACAAGCAGAAAAAUACUCCCGAUUAUUUUCUAAUCGUACAAAAAGGGCUAAUAGGACAGCAAAUUCCAGUAUAAUGUCUAUACCGUGUUCUUCAAAUGCAAAUUCAACAGCACUUAUAAAUGCAAUUGAAGAAAUACAUGAUAUGUCAGAACUGAAUUUAAACAUUUCAGCAAAAAGUCUUUGUAAUACGAGUGCAGAAUUUAUUACUCCUGAAAAAUUAACUGCCAAACAAAUUGAAUGUAAAAACAGGAUGGAAAUGGAAAAUAUAGUACAUGAACUUCCAAAUAAACUUACUAUACAUGAUGUAUGUGAAACAAUACAAGAAAAAAUGAAUAAUGGUUGUGACAAUAAUGUAAAAGUUGAAGAAAGAAGACAACCGAGGCGUUCAAUCGGAGAUUUAGUUGAACGUUAUAAAAACUUGCUUGAAUUUAGCAAUCGUACAUCGAAUUCUAAAAUCAAUUGUGUAAAAUAUGGUGAUAAAUAGUUGUAAGAAUUGACAAUUUAUAUUGUAAAAUUGACUAUCUAUAAAUAUGGAAAAAUAUACAUUUUUACAUGUUGCUUA